AUGGCGUGGCGAGCGCUGCGGCGGGUCGGGCCGGUGCUGGCGCCGCGCUGCCCGCGCCUCCCGCGCCUCCCGCUGCCGCCGCGGGAGCCCGCGGCCCGCCGGCUGGGCACCGGCUCGCUGCUGCUGGCCGCCCGCAAAUUCACAGACAAGCACGAGUGGAUAUCUGUGGAAAAUGGCAUUGGAACAGUAGGAAUCAGCAAUUUUGCACAGGAAGCAUUAGGAGAUGUUGUUUACUGUAGUCUUCCAGAAGUUGGGACAAAAUUGAGUAAACAUGAUGAGUUUGGGGCUUUGGAAAGUGUGAAAGCUGCUAGUGAACUCUACUCCCCUCUCUCAGGAGAAGUGACUGAGAUUAAUGCUGCUCUUGCAGAUAAUCCAGGGCUUGUCAAUAAAUCCUGUUAUAAAGAUGGUUGGCUUAUCAAGAUGACUGUGGCAAACCCUGCUGAACUUGAUGAACUGAUGACUGAAGAUGCCUAUGAGAAAUACAUAAAAUCCAUUGAGGACUGAGCUGGAAUAUUGAAAUAAAUUCAUAUAAAAUA
Molecule: messenger RNA, 536 nt
Organism: Lonchura striata (white-rumped munia)
Lineage: Eukaryota; Metazoa; Chordata; Aves; Passeriformes; Estrildidae
Gene: GCSH
Product: glycine cleavage system protein H
Biological process (GO): protein lipoylation; glycine decarboxylation via glycine cleavage system
Cellular component (GO): mitochondrion; cytoplasm; glycine cleavage complex
Source: RefSeq, a predicted model, not a curated record